Cuscuta campestris is the source of this 1635-nucleotide messenger RNA. Lineage: Eukaryota; Viridiplantae; Streptophyta; Magnoliopsida; Solanales; Convolvulaceae. The record is from the annotation of a GenBank genome assembly.
CUCUCUCCUUUUCACUACACUUAACUUUCUCCCUGAUCCAGAUUACAUACGAGUUUCAUUUCUCGGCAUGGAGAAGGUAUGCUUGAAAUUCUCAUCUAAAUAUCCUUCUUGACAGCUCUCUAAUCUGGCAAAUUUGGGUGAUUGUUGAACUUGUUGAUCCCUAAUUGAAGUUUCCCGGGGGAGUUAAAUCCAUCCACCAUGGAAAACCCCGUGGACUUAGACCCAGAUCUUCAGAGUUUCGAAUCGGAAGUAGAAAACAGUAAGCCAAGAUCCGAUCCGGAUUUCCAUUCCACGAGCGCGCUUGAAAUUCUGAGAGAAACAGUGCGGGUUCUUCGGUACAAUUCGUCUGGGUUCUUAUCGAUCAUGGCGGUGUUGGUUUUCCCGGUCUCCGGCUUCCUUUUGUCCAAUGUCUUCGUUAAUCAGUCCCUCGUGAAGAAACUCACAGUGAGGCUCUUGGUGCUUGUGAGAUCCAGUGGAAUUUCACUGGGGCCUUUUGUCGAACAGUUUGCCCGCAAGUCUUCGGAAAUGGUGGUGGAAGCCGCAGUGUCUUUCCCACUGUGUGCAACACUCUUCUUGCUCUCCAAAGCUGCCAUUGUUUACUCCGUUGACUGUACUUACUCGCUGGAGCAAUUCUAUUCUUUGAAGUUCUAUGUGAUGAUGACCCAGAUCUGGAAGCGAAUCAUCUUCACUUACUUGUGGGCAUGCACUGCCAUUUCAGGUUGUUUCACUUUGUUCCUCGUGGCCAUUGUUGCUAUAACCACCUUGGUUUCUAUGUUGGGGUUUCCUCCAAAUCUCAUCAUAUACCCUCCAAUUGUACUCGGAGUGAUCUUCGCAAUACUCCUAGCGAAUUGUAUAGUCAUUUGCAACAUUGGAAUUGUGGUUUCGGUGUUGGAAGAUGCAUUCGGGCUUCAAGCAUUGCUCCGGUCCGUUUCCCUCAUCAAGGGGAAAACACGGGUUGGCCUUCUUGUGUGUUUUGGAAUGACGGUCGGGUUGGAAUUCGUGAAGGGCUUGUUUGAUCGAAGGGUGAAGACUCUGAGUUAUGGGGAUGGGUCUUCAAGGCUAUGGGAAGGGCCACUUUUGGUGAUCAUGCACUCAUUCUUGCUGCUUUUGGACACCAUGAUGUACGCCGUUCUCUACUUCUGUUGUAAAUCCGGUGGAACCAUGGAAACCCGUGAUGAAGAAGAGAGUCGACCGAUUUUGGAUGCCACGAAAUCUCCUUCGACAUCAACUGAAGUCCAAUGAACUCUGCAAGUUUGGUAAACGUGUGUUGUGUGUAUUAGAUAGAACCCAUAGAAGACACUUGCAGCAAUGCAUCAAUGGUCUUGCAGAAAACAUUCUUUCUGUUUUUACAUGAGUAAGACUGUGCACAUCUUCUUGACCCAUAGAUCUCAAUGGAGUUGAGGACAUUGUUGUUGUGUACUAUACACAAGACUUCUCAUGUGGCAUCAUUAGAUUUCUUGAAAACGGGACCCGCUCAAUACGUCGUGGAAGAACAAAUCUAACGGUGCCACAUAGGACAUUGUCUGAUUGUAUAUAGACGGUUAUGUCCCCACAAAAUUUCAGUUUUGAACCUGAAAAAAGUAUCUGUAUUUGGGCAUUGGAUUUGGGAUUAGGUUCAAGUAGGUGUUUCUUUCU